Columba livia (rock pigeon) is the source of this 5506-nucleotide messenger RNA. RefSeq names its product triple QxxK/R motif containing (gene TRIQK). The transcript has 4 exons. The record is from RefSeq and is a predicted model, not a curated record. Gene Ontology annotation, cellular component: endoplasmic reticulum membrane. Lineage: Eukaryota; Metazoa; Chordata; Aves; Columbiformes; Columbidae. Bases 130 to 390 code for a protein of 86 amino acids.
GCGGGGCGGCGGGGGCGCUCGGGCAGGAGGCGGUGGCAGCCCCGCUAGCACAGGAAGUCGCCCCGCCGAGCAAGGAGGGAGGAGGCGGAGCUCUGCCGCUCGGCCCGAGUGAUUUUUGGAUUGAAAACAAUGGGUAGAAAAGAUGCCUCUACAGCAAGGACUCCUGUUGACCAAUACAGGAAACAAAUAGGAAAACAAGAUUAUAAGAAAACCAGGCCUAUGUUAAGAGCUACAAGAUUAAAAGCAGAGGCCAAGAAAACUGCACUAGGCGUAAAGGAAGUUGCCCUUGUCCUUGCAGCUAUACUGGUAUUUUUGUUGGCUUUCUAUGCUUUCUUUUAUCUUAACAUUUCCAAUGAAGUUGACCUCGAUCUGGAUCCAGAUGAAAACUAGCAGAUGCAAUGAAUCUAUCAUCAAGACUUCUUCAGCUUGAAAAAGACUACAUAGGAACACACAGUCCCUUCACUGUGAGACAGUAAAUGAUGCCAUUUCUUGCAGUCUAAAUUCAUAAGAAAGUUUUGCAAUACAUCAGUCACUUUUACAUUCCAGAUCUCCAAAACAGAAGAAGAACACUCGUGCCUGGCAAGUGUAUUUGGUUAACGCCAAAGCCAGGAGCAGCAGUACAAUACAUGAAGUUUAUUGUUUAGUUUAUUGUUUACAUUGUUUUUUUCUCAGGCAGAGAACUUUGAUGUCAAAAAACAGGUGCUGUUAUUAUCAUGGGUAUUGAUGCUGACUUCACUAGAGGAGAGUCUGCCUUGACUGAAUUUAGGAAUCAAAGCUUCCUAAUAGACAAAUUAGUUUCCUUUCCUUUCCCAAAAGAAAGCAGAAAUACCAAAUAAAAAGUCUUUUCUUGAUUUGUAUUUAAAACCUAUCAAAAACCCCUCAUCUUUUCUCUCCCUUUUUCUCUUUCUUGUGCAUGUGUGCACACGCACAAAGAUGGAAGAAAUUGUAGGAAAAAAAUAUCUUUUUAGAAGCAGUCUGUCACCUCCUAUAUGGACUUGAUUUUGUGUCAUCCCAGAUUCUGUGUGCCCAUAUAUCUGCAGUAAUCUUUUUCAUUCUUUUGCCAACUGUUCAGCACACAUGUGUUCUGUCAGAAAUGGCACCUGGAUGACAGAAGCUCUAACAUUCGCAUAUGCCUCUGAAACACAGUUCUUUGCCUCCUGUGCUGUCUGAACUAGUGUAAAUAGAAAGUUCAGUCGAUGUUCGUUUUAAUUAGUGUAUUGCUCUAUUAUUAAUGUAAAGUCAAAAUUGUAUUUUAAUUAUACUCUUCCUGCUGGUCGUGGUAUCAACUUGCUCUACCUGUUAGGGGGAUGUUGUAAAAAAAUGACUUUCCUGUUAUACAAUCAUUUUAAUAAUCGAUCUAAUGUAAGAAGUUGUAAGUAUUAAGAAACCUUUUUCUAUUCAUGUGUACUAGUAAUUGGGAAAAUCUUGGCUCCAUGACAUCCUUCAGUUCUUGCAAGGUACCUUUCAGCAUAUGCACUGUAGAUAACAUUUCUGAUCCCUUUGAUAACACCAAGACACUUGAAGAAGUUGGGAUGACAAAGCAGCUGCAGGAGGCUGUAAAAUUCUGGCUUCAUCCUGUUCUACUUUGGCUUUGGCAUAUUGCUGAGCUUUUGGUUAUAAAGGUUCAGUUUUGAUCCUUUUACAAAUGUGGUCAGUCUUUCUUUGCUUCGGAUUCACUUUGAUACCAAGAAAAAUGUAGAGACAUUGGUGCUGAAUGGGUCAAGAGAGUUAGGCAGAUUGGCUUCCUGAAAAGUUAUAAUACUGAAAUUAUAUUAGCAAAUUAGCUUGGCUUUAUCUUUGAUACCAAUUUCAGGGCUGAAUGUUAGGCUUAGUUGCAACUGAGAUGUUUACUGACUGGUUCCGUAAAUGCCUGACUGAAAUUUCAUAUAGUGAUUUUUAAGACAAAGAGAUACAAAUCAUAGCAAAUAUUAUAAUGGAGAAUGUAUUUAUUUUAAAUUGACACAGUCCCAUUAUCACCACUUAAGGAACUUAGAUCAAUACAGUUAAUAUUUAAACCAUACAGUAACUAUGACCAUAUACACUCUGAGUCUCUAAGGAUCCACUUCUUAUCUGUCAUACUUCUCAUUCACUUUAUGCAAUGCAAAACAACUCCUCUAGAAAUUCGGAGUACAAGUCUUCCAAGAAAAAUAUGAACGAGAAGCAUAAACAUGUAAGUGCAAAUAUUUCUCAUUUCUACUUAUGACUGUUACAGACACAAAAUGCUAACAUUUAGGUAUUCAUAUGACUUAUAGUCCAUUAAUACUCGUACACAUGACCAAAUGCCUAGCAACAUGUUGCCUUUAUAGUGAAGCAUUAUCUGACACAUGGCCUGACUUUCAGUGGAGAGAAAAGCAUAUCACAAGCUGUCUCCUUGGAUGUGACAUGCCUUUCACUUCAUCAGUGCCACACCACAUGUCACAGAAGCUGCAGACCUCUCCCGUUGCUUUGCAUGAGCAAUUUUCUUGCUCCAUAAAAUGCUGGAAGGAUUUCUUUCUCAAUGUCUGCAUGUAGUGCACUGAGUAAUGUGUGGUCUGAGAAAGAUGCGUAGUUACCCCUCCAUGCCGGUUGUCUCAUAACCUGCCUUCUCAAUUUGUUUCAUUAAAAAGCAAGCUAUUCUUACUGUCAAAUUUGUGAACAUGACAUUCCUAGAACAGGAGGAUUGCAUUUCCCAUAAUUAUGACUCACAAACAAAAUCCAAAGCACGUAUAAGUGUGACUGAAACAGCCUCCUGGAUUUGUGGCUUCUGGGUCCAUAUUGCCCACAAGUGUCACAGUUUCAAGUUUGUCUGUUGACUUCAUUUAGGUUAGGACUUUCCAUUUGCAUGAAAGAUAUUAUCAUGUAACAGGAAAAUUUCCUUUUGCUUAGAUAAACUGAAUGUUCAGUGCAUAUAGAAAUACAUGGUAAAUAUUGCAGUAAAUACACUUUUUCUUUUAACAGUUCAAUAAUUUCUAAUGGUACUAUGUCAAUAGUUAUUUAAAGCUAAAAGCUCCCAAUUUUCCUCAAAUUGUUCACCCUUGGUUUUCUAAAAGGCACAAGCACAACCGUAUUAGCAAUGAGGUCUGAUUCUGACUUUACUAAUUUAUUAUUUCCCUGAGUUCACUGAAUUUACAACUUAUUUACUCCAAGGGUAAAUCAGAAUCCAACCUGAAGUUAUUUCUGCUUUCUGGAGCACUACAUUGUUCGUGUCUGAUGUUUUAAAGUAGAGACUAAUUUUAAUCUUGCAAACAUGUGGCUUGUUUUGCCCUUAUUAUAUCUGAGAUUGGUUUUUGGACCACCUCUCUUUGUAUGAGUUGCUCAGUGUCUAUUUUAGCAAUAAAUGUAUUUUUACUAUUUUUGUGCUCUUAUUAAUGUCAGAUGUGUCACACUGAAUUAUAUAUACAUUUGAAAGGAGAUUAAAGCAAUCUAAGCAGCAAAAUGUUCAAAUGUGAGCGGUGACACUCACAAGUUUUAGAAGAUCUGGAUAAUUGUAGGCAGUUCUAGCCUCAUAUUAAAACUAAGUGUAACCUUUGAAUACUACAAUACUUUGAAUACAAUAAAGAAGAGAACUUUCCUUGGCAUCCUACCCAACACCAAUAGAGCAGUUCUCUUUCUGCAGACAAAGUUGUCCUGUGUAGCAUCCAUCAACUUCAGACAGAUUUACUCUCGUCUAAAAGUAAUAUUUUUACACGGUUGUUUCAAAGGAAGAUUGCUGAUCAAACAAUUUACACAGCAAAGCUCUCUUUAUGGCACAGGUUUUUUCAAGGAUAUCAAUCUCUGGGUGAAGGGCUAGACUACAGUAUUGUUGUUGCUCUCUGCUUGUGAAGUAAACUGAAUUUCUUUCUAGCAGAGGCUGUUGAGGAGAUGCCUGUAAGACGUCCGCAUGCUGUGGGUGGGAGUGGAUAGUCUAGAAUAAUCUCUGUCUAGGAACAUACACCAGUUUUCCAGCAGUGAUUUUGCCCAGUAAGUCUUUCCUCAGCACUUCUCCUUUUCCGUUUGAUCCUGCAGAAGCAGAACCAGCUUGCAGACCAUCUCAGGACAGAAGCCUCAAUAUAGUAGUUCUACUAGAGCUGCUGGUGAACAUUGCCAAGGAAAGGCUUUAACUCUGUCUCCUGGAGUCCAUAAACAUGUUUAACUGGAAGCUUAGGAGGCAUGUUAAGCAUUUCCCUAAUGGACCCUAGAGAUACAUUUAAACUUUUCUUGAAGAACGCUUUAUUUAAAGUUCACUGUUGCAUAUCAUAUAGACAUCAUGCGCUUCAGGAUCUGUCAUAGCUCCUUCCAUGCAUCAGACCAGCCAUAGCAGAGACAACAGGUAGACUGUGGGAUUGUGCCGCAACACCUAACUGCAAACAUACACAACAUGAGCAAACUCAUCUGGUUGGGUGUCAUCAAGAACAGUUGACCUAACAAGUUUUGUUUUAAAACUAAAUGAAGGCACAGUGAAAGUCCUACAAAACCACUUGUCCCAUUUCCCUGAAAAUUGCCAUCAUGGAAGAGGCUUAUCUGCUGACUUAGAGCCAAGUUUUGAAUGCUGCCCUUUCAGGGAAGAAAAUGUUGCUAUCACCUCCCAGUAAGGUGGUGAUUCAUUUUGCUUUGAUGCAGGAUUGUGCCUAUGAGGCACAACUGUGCCAGCUGGUGAAGGUCAAAUGCAUCCAGGACAAUUCUCAGUCAAGGGCUGUACUUGAAAUGCAGACUAGGCAAAUUGGAGUGCCAACAAACAGGAUACUACAGAUCUUGAUCGUGUUUCAAGUUUUACUUACAGUAGCAUAAUAAUGACUGGUGCUUAUGACUAAGAAAAUAACAAUAUGGCACAUCAAUAAGACAGCAGAAAUAUGAUGCUGGAACUGCUUCUUAAAAGAUUUUGUAGUGGAUUAUGCUUGCACUUUGGGAAAUGAAUCCAUGAGAUGAAUAAACUGGCAAAGAUUGUCUGUGAUCUUAUGCUUACAAUAUUUUUUCCUGAAAAAGCCAAGAGAGAUAUUUUGCAACACUUUUCCCUUUCCUCUUAGUUUGCUGUAAUACGUUCUUGUGUAGAUGGAUUCCUACACUUUUCCAAGAGUGGAAAAAUAUUUUUGUAGUUCAUCAAUGCAUUUAAUUGUCAGAAUCCUCUAGUCUUUCUUUUAUACCCCCUUAAUCACAACCAAAUUGGUGGGGAGACAGCCAAAAUGUUAGGUACCAGUGUCUCUCAAGCAGAUGUCACACCAUUAUUUUUUAGCUUGCUUAAAUGAAUAAACAUGUUAAACUGUGAAGUAUUACAUUUUAGAUUUUUUCAUUAAAAAAAAAGAGGGACAAUCUGUUUACUGUCCUUAAUUGAGACAACAAUCCUGGUAGCUGCCAGUUUUGGCAGUUUUAAUGAUGAACUAUAAAUAUUGGGACAAAUCAACUAACUGGUGAUUGUGAAAGAUAGUUCAAGUAGAAGCUUCAUUCUGCAUGAAUGCUUUUUUCAGUGCUAUAAUUUUUUCUAACUUCUAUAAUUGUUAUACUGGUUUUGCAUGCUAAAACCACAAAUAAAUACAUGACAAGUCAAACAGUG